This is a messenger RNA of Centruroides sculpturatus (bark scorpion), 2530 nucleotides long. RefSeq names its product zinc finger protein 224-like. Gene Ontology annotation, cellular component: nucleus. The transcript has 8 exons. The record is from RefSeq and is a predicted model, not a curated record. NCBI's taxonomy places the organism in Eukaryota, Metazoa, Arthropoda, Arachnida, Scorpiones, Buthidae. The coding region runs from base 1019 to 2530 and encodes 503 amino acids. Gene Ontology annotation, molecular function: DNA-binding transcription activator activity, RNA polymerase II-specific; RNA polymerase II cis-regulatory region sequence-specific DNA binding. Gene Ontology annotation, biological process: regulation of transcription by RNA polymerase II.
AGCUACGAAACCCACGUGAUAUAAGAUAAACAAAUAUUGUUCCUAGAACCCACCUCGUUUUUAUCACUCGUCUGGCAAACACGUUGUUACAUCGUCAGUCUUUUUCUAGGUUUUCUCCUUUCAUUUAGGGAAUUGAUGCUAUUAAAUUUCGAUGACUUAAGGUCGUUGAAGUGGAGAGUUAAUGGAGUCGUAUAUAUUUCCAUUGGGGUGAAUGCACUCAUAGGGCGCGGUGACACAAACACAUUUUCGCCGCACGACUGCACAAGUACCCUACUUACAUUUCGGCGUAUCCAUACAGUAUUCAAGAUGGCAAACGAUACCGACACUUCCGUUAUCCACGUGUUUACAAAUUUUGUUUCGUACGGCUCGCUUUAUUUAACUAGAAGAUUUUGAAUGACAGAUAUUUUUUUGGAUCGAGAAGAACUGGUGUACAAAAUACGCUUAUUCCUCGAUGAAGAUCUGUCGAUGAACAAUACUAUUUCGACUAACAUUCGUUUGGAUUUUCCUUUAAAUUAAAUUAUAUGUCAUUAUUUUCGUAGAAUUUGUGUUAAAUUUAUUAUCUUUUCUUUAUUUAAUGUCAUUCAUCUAUAAGAAGCUGACUUUUAAGGGAAAUAAGUUAAUUGCGCGUCAGGAAAUGCCUAGAGACUAAUCAUAUGUGGGUUGUGGCGACGAAGGCAGAGACGACAAGUGUGUUACAUGUCCCGUUUAUUUUAACACCAAAAGCCAUUUUAAAACCAGUUUAGCCAUUAAAACCCCACGUGAUAUUAUUUUCUCACGUGACUACCAGACGAACCGUUAUUGGCUGAUAGAAACGCGUCAUGGCGGACUUAAUGACGACUUUACUCGUACGUUUUAAGAACAACACUAUUAGCUAUAUAACAAGUGAUAUUGUAGCGGAAAAGUGUCACGUGUUCUAGACACGUGCACAACUCCAGUUUCUUCCGUCAACCAUGAAAGUGCAUCCCUAAUUUAUUGCUACAACGGGAACAAUAAUUUCUGACAUACGAGAAUAUCGUAAAUGGAGAAAAUGAAGAUAAAACAAGAGUUAGAAACGAAAUAUUCGGACUUCACAAUUGAACGAAACGAAGAAAAAUUUGAAGUUGAUUUAAAGAAUUUCAAGAAAAAAUUUAAUACAGAUGUGAAGUGUUAUAAAACAAUUAAAUCAGAACCAUUACAGAUAAAUAUUAAAGGUAAACCAAUUUCCACAAACAAUACAAACGGAUCCACUAUUUGGAGUCAUUCUGGUUAUAAAAUCGAAAGAGAUAUCAAGAAAGAAGAAGUAAAAAGAAACUGUGAUGUAAAACAUGGUAUAAAAACAGAAUGUAAAGUUGUUUUGAAAAAAUUGAAAUUUGAAUUAAAGACUGAAGAUUGUAAAGAAGUUGUUCAUCUUCCAGAUGAUAAUGAACAGGUAAUGCCUGUCAACAAUGAAUUCUUCACUCCGGACGAAAACUUUAACAGGAAUGAAAUGAAUAUUCAAAUUGAGGAGGAAGAGCAAAAUCAGGAAUACGAUAUUCAGCAAAAUUCAGAAAAACAAAAACAUUUUAAAUGUAAUAUCAAAACAAAGAUAUACGUUCCUUCGACUAGAAAACGCAAUACAAUUCAUGAUAUAAUUAAAAGAAAAUACUUCAAGAUUUUGUUUUCAUCUUAUUCUAAACAGGAAUUUACGUGUGAUUUAUGUAAAAAGACUUUUACAAAUAAGAGAAUAUUAGAAACACAUCUGUUCUGUCAUAUUAGAAAAAAACCAUUUCGCUGCACAACGUGCAAUAAGAGGUUUUGCUGGCAAUUUCUUUUGCGAAGACACAUAAAAGAGCACAAUACUGGAAAUGAAAACGAAAUCUCUCUUAGGAAUUUACUUUUGCAGCCAUCUAGGAAUGAAAUGAAGUCAUCUCCAAGAAAUGGUAAAGUUCAUGCCUGCAAGAUAUGUGGAAAAGAAUGUAAGCUUAAAAACAGUUUGUUACGUCAUAAACUAACGCAUAGUGAAGAUCGUCCUUUCAAAUGCGAUAUUUGCAAUAAGAGUUUUAAAUGUAAAAAUCAGGUGAAAAAGCAUCAGAAAACUCAUAGUGAUGAACGUAACUAUUCUUGUGAAAUAUGUAACAAAUAUUUUAAAACAAAACAGUAUUUGCGACAGCAUAAACGUAUUCAUAGUAAAAAAUCUAAUAUCAAACAGGAAAACGUGUAUUGCGACAUUUGUGGUAAGCGCGUUCCAUAUGGUAAGGGCCGUUUAGAGAUACACAAGAGAAUACACAAAACUUAUGCCUGCAAAAUAUGUGGAAAAGAUUUUAAGUGGAAAUAUAUGUUGUUGCAACAUCAACGAACGCAUAGUGAAGACCGUCCUUUCAAAUGCGAUAUUUGUAAUAUGAGCUUUAAAUGGAAAGACCAAGUAAAAACUCAUAAAAAAAUCCAUAGUGAAGAACGUCCUUUCAAAUGCGAUAUUUGUAAUAAAGCUUUCAAAUGGGCCAGAAAGAAAUACCAGAAAGAAAUAGGAAAAGUUUUAGAAUUGAAUACGAUAAAAGAGAUGGAAAUGGACUAA